Messenger RNA from Ornithodoros turicata, 4806 nucleotides. RefSeq lists its product as uncharacterized. Lineage: Eukaryota; Metazoa; Arthropoda; Arachnida; Ixodida; Argasidae. The record is from RefSeq and is a predicted model, not a curated record. The coding region runs from base 99 to 4790 and encodes 1563 amino acids. The transcript has 43 exons.
AAAUUGCUUCCCGUGACUUUCCGAAGGUGUGCGUAGCUGCAUACAACGUGGAGUUCGAAGACGAAGGUGACUGCAAACAACGGCGUGCUUUCUCCAGAAUGGCAUCUCUGCGGAGAGCGCUCAACAAUAUCAUACCGAAGGUCGGCGUACUCAGCAGACGCCGUCGGGGCGCUUACUAUUUCGACCCUUUCAACCCUUCACCGCUUCUUCCGAGUACCGAAAGAAUACAACGUACAUACAUAUACGGCGAACCAUCGUACAAGAAGAAGAAACGAAGGCGCUCAUGGCAUUUUCACAACGGAAGCCACGUCCCUACGAAUGCAUCGACAGAACCAACACCCAGCGUGUGCUAUUUCAACGCUCCCGCUCCGGGUUUGCCUUGCGUUGCGAAGCACGUGUGCACAUAUGUCAUCUAUGACGCUCCGGACUACGAUGAAGGAAGAGGGAGCUUCUAUAGCGCAGAUGGAACGUGGGAGUCCGCAUUUGCAGCCGCGGUUGCCAACAGUAUGAAUUUGGUGAUUGGUACGACAGCCGAGACCCUGUUGAAUUUGUACUACGAGGGUCCGGUGGCACUGGAAGCUUUCUUGAAUUCCAUUCUCAACCUAGCGGCGAGAGCAGAUGGUCUUCUAGGCAUCAGCGUGAGCAUCCUACCAGAAAUGACGGCUGCCGAUGCAGAUUACUUCCCGGAUGUCAUUCGAAAAGUACGAACAUCAUUGGACAACAUGCACUUGGCGGCCAUAUUUGUAGUAUCUCCUGCUGCUAUGGACAACGCUGACCUGAGGAAGCUAGUCGCCGAUGCGGCAGACACGAUCGUGUACGCUGGCAACGUCGUUGCCAGAACGGUUAAAGGAAAUGUCAGUACGAUCAACGGCGGCACUACAGGACUUCCCGGAGGAAUCCUCAGGAGUGAGGAGAAGAAUAACGAGUACAAAAAAUUUCCCGACGGAGAUGCUCCAACGAAAAUGUCGUCCAUGGACGGGCUUCUGGAGUUGUUCCAAGCAGACAGCGAUAAUUCCUCGCUGUGCGUGAGCAUCAACUUGGCGGUCUACGAGUGCACGGACGACGGCUGCAGGAAGGCCAGCUAUUCUGAUACCUGCAACCUUGUUGGCACCGUGGAUCCAGACUAUUCCACAAUAAGAACAAAGGUUGGGUCCUCCGUCUUCAUCUAUGACGACGAAACAACGCUCUUUUCUAAGCUGAACUACUUCCGGCAACUGUACCCGUUCGCUUGCGUUGCUCUGCUGAAUGCUGAUGCGGAGGAUCACGGUCGCACGUGUGGGGCGAGGCUAUCCUUCUCUCGACUGGCUCAAGCUCGAAACAUGCUGGAUGGUGGUGAAAACAUCACUUCGGUUCCCCUUCGCUGGACAACAACAGAAGCACAAACAAGAACACCAAAGAUAACGAGUGCAGUGACGGUACCGUCUUUUAAAGACAACGUGCCAGUCACACAGAGCGGAUCACCCGCCCUACAUACUACGUCGGAGACUCCACGGAGCACAGUCUCACCUGCUGGAAGAGCAAUGCCAUACUCAGAAGGCACUGAAUUCUCCGGUACGCACAAUGCCACAUUGAUCUGCCUCUCUGGACACGAAGCCACGCUUGCUGACGUAACGCGUAUUCCUGCAAACCUCUGCAACUACAUCGUGUAUCCUCCAGGCUCUUAUGACCACCGACGGCGCACCAUUAAAGCUGCAAAGCCAACCGAUGGGCAUAGAGGAUCUCGCCUCGUGCUCACUUUGAGCCGAUCCAGCUACGUCGAUAGAUGGGUGGUCAACGCAACUGAGCUCGUUGCUUUCACAAGCACCCUGUUAGCCUUUAUACGGAACGACCAAUGGGCAGCUUUUGGAGUAUUCCUCGAAAAUCCUAACUAUACUUCCAAUAUAAUGGCCGUACAUUCGGCCGUCCUAACAAUGCUGAGGCAAACCAAACCGACACCGUUUCAACUGGUCGUAGGCAGCGUCCCGCUUCAGGACGGGAGGGCCUUCUUCGGACUAGUCCUCGGUGCAGACUUGUUCGUCAUGAUGACUCAGCAUAUCACAAGCAAGCAGUGCACUGUUGAACCUCCGACAAGAACCCCAGCCUUGCGUGCUUUCAUCGCUGACCAAAGCGACAACAAUUUUCCUUCUCUUAUUUAUCUUUGGCGAAACUCGGGGGUACUACGCGGUCUUAUUUGCGCCCCGAUUAAUUUGGGUGUGUUCAUUUACCAACUGAAAGGUCCAGAUUUUGGGAACACGGGUGACCAUUGUGUCAUGGAAGCACAUGAAAACUACGCUCAGACGUGUAACAAGACAACAACCACGGAUGCAAACGCUGCCUAUUCCUCCACUUCAACGCACCUGACGACGUUUGAAAAUGAGGCUACAGUAGUGCUUCGGAUGCAGGAAUUUUAUGACAAGAUCCCUGACCCUUGCGUGGCUGCAUUCUACGCGGAUUCCGAAGACUCUAAGGGGUUGUGCACACCAGCAUUCUCGAGACUCAAGGCCAUACGAGCGCGACUUGACGAGUACGGUGUCUCCAAUUCAAGUACGGGAUUGAGUAACUUCACCGGGACAACUGGUGGUACACCAGGAAGUAAAUCCUCCGGAAGUGCUACAGUGACAAAGCCAUCUGCCAGACGAUUCAGCAUGCAUCCAACGUCAUCCAGAGCAACGAAACCGAGCAGAACUACUACCGUGCAACCAGUGGUAUCCAGAACAACAUCUAGGGACGCAAUGACGAUCCCAGAACACACAAGUGUUCCACAAUUUGGAAAUACUCUCCUGUGUUUCAUGUCACCACCGUUGGCAGUUUAUGUCAACUUCCCUAAGCUCGUCUGCGAUGUCAUCAUAUACGACGCACUCUGCCUGAGAGGCGAUAGACACGAAGUAAUCGAUGCCGAAUGGAAGACCUUCUUAAACAUAAGGAACACGCCCCAGACUGAACGCGAGAAGUUCGCUGCAAACCUGGACAGCGAGUGCCUUGUGAAUGCAACAAACACUGAUAAGGAUGCUGUUAAAGCUGUGGCCAUGGAUGCAGCAUCCUUGCUUACCACUUAUAAUUUAUCUGCUGGAGCCGUGGUCGUCCAGGACAGUCGGCACGAGUCUGCCGUGCCGUAUACUAUCCUUUUGCAGCAAUACCGGUCCCGAAUGAAUGAGCUUAACACGGAUGGUACACUGAUCUUCGGAGCAUCUCCAGACUACCUUACGAACAAGAUCAUUUUGAAGACAGUUCUCCAAACUGUGGACAUCCUGAUCUACGUCAACCAUCACACCAUCAUGAAGGAUGAGCUGUGUAGAGUGAGCUACCCAAGCGGCAUGUUCUUCGAGAACGAGAAUGACCGCGCCCUGGAAAGCAUGCAACAGAAUCAAGACAAAGUAGUUUGCAAGUCGGUCAGCAUGGCGGUCUUCCGUUUUGCCUUAGAAGGAACGAACGACACCUUUGGCUCUCGAUGUCGGCAAGAGGUCGUGGACAGUUAUGGACAGGUUUGUCCUUCGCCAAGAGUCGGAGCAGAAGACGAGCCUGCCUGGUUUCCCAUCCACUACAAGGACAGGUUCAACCUGAUCACCUACGAAAGUGAGAUGACCCUCCAGGAAAAGAUCCUGACACUGCGGAAGUCAGUGACACGCGCUUGUAUCGCUGCCUUCCACGUCGAGCUUGAAGCAGCCACAGGGAUUUGUCCGCACCGCCCUGGCUUUUCCAGGAUAAAGGGAAUGAGAAACGUCCUGGACAAUCCUGUAGAUUACGUUCCUCCGAACGUACCCGAUCACGAGACAGGGACAACCGGUACCGUUUCAACGAUUUCGGGCUAUAGAAGGCUCGCCAAUGAACCGAGUGCACAAGCUCGGCUCGUCUGCCUCGUCGCUCCACCUGUAAAGUCAUUGCAGGAUUACCCGUCGUACUUGUGCGAUUACAUCGUUUACCAGAGCUUGGGUUAUGAUAUUUCAUCCAAACAUAUGUCCUUGCCAGACGAAGUAUCUUGGACGGGGUUCUCGAAGAUGAGGAAGCCCCCUUCAACAAGGCUUAUGGUGUCUGUUGACAGCCAGUCCGUCGUCAAUGUAACAAGAGCAAGUGCCGCCAACUCCUUCGUUAAUGAAGUACAGGUCUGGCUCCAGAAACACCACAUUGGAGGCGUGGGAGUGAUCUUCGAUUCUCAGGAAGAUGCUCUGCAUGCUCACCAAACAUUGAAGGUCCUCCGCGAGCGCCUCGACCAAUACGAACAGGGAACAUACGUACUUCUCCUAGGAGCCUCUGCUGCUCUUCCCGUUCAGCUUGUUCAGUUGGCCCAUACAUUUGUGUUCGUGACUAACCACGUUCCGAGCGCAACCUCUUGUAAGAUCAGCUACCCAUCCGUCACCACGCACAUGUCGACACUGUCGGAGCCAUUGCUGCUGGCAAAGAGCCUCAGGGAAGUGGCAGGCAACGUGAGCGUCUGUCUCUCUAUCAACCUCGCCGUCCUGGUCUUCUGGCAGGAGAAUAUUGACAGGACUGUCGGUGCAAUGUGCAAGCGAGGCGCAGAGACUGACUUCGCUGAGCUCUGCAAGCAAGCCGAAUUGAAGAUAACCCCAGACAAAGAAUGGAUGAGCGCCUAUCUUCAGACUGAUGAAAACAACACGUUGUACACAUUCGAGACAGAAGACAUGUUGGCUACUAAAGUGUCCUUCUACAAGUCCUGGUUCCCGGACAUCUGCGUGGCCGCCUUUCAUACGGAACGAGACGUGUAUGCGUAUCCCUGUCCUCGUCUGCCACCUUUCUCGAGGCUUAUGAAGAUCGGGGAUGCUCUCUACGGUAACCAUCAGGAAUCAACCUCUUAAUAAAAUAUAAUACAUA